Carica papaya (papaya) is the source of this 2202-nucleotide messenger RNA. RefSeq names its product RING/FYVE/PHD zinc finger superfamily protein. Gene Ontology annotation, molecular function: zinc ion binding. NCBI's taxonomy places the organism in Eukaryota, Viridiplantae, Streptophyta, Magnoliopsida, Brassicales, Caricaceae. The record is from RefSeq and is a predicted model, not a curated record.
AAAAAAAAAAAAAGAAGAAAAUUGCGUGUAAAAUCAGAAACAGAGGAGAGAUGUGAGGAGGAAGAGGCGACGGUGAAAGAAAAAGCAGAAGGGAGUCCACCAGCGAAGAACACAUUCUCUCGUGACUGCUACACUCUGUUGCUGGAGCAACGACGAACACGCAAAAAGCUUCGACACAAAUCUCUGCCGACUGAUCAACAAAUGUCCUCUGGAACGGAGAGAGUUAGGCAUCUUAUUCUCUCUUGCACGUGGUAUUAGUCCGUUAUUAGUGCUGAGGCUUGGAUUAUGAUAACAACACUGAGCACUUUUCUCCUAAGGAAACAGUGGUUUUUAAGCUGUCAAUUUUGUACCAUAAUACUGGCUCUUUGCUGUAUAUUUUAUUAAAGUCUCAAGGGGGAAAUUGGAUUCAUGCAAUUGAUUAAGGUUACAUGUCAAAGUGAGAUGGUGCAUAGUUUCCAGUAAAGAGCAAGUUCAUUUGAUGUGAUGGGUAAAGAGAAUUUAUCACAAACAAUUAAUAGUGGAAUAAGUAAUGAUGGUGGUUCACCUGUUGAGAGUGAAAAUUUUGGGAUGUAUUCACAACACAGUCUAGACAAAGAGUCUGGGCUGGAGACUUGUCGAGUAUGCCAAUGUGCUGAAUCUGACAAAAAGGGAGAUACUGCAUUGGGAUUUUUGGGCAUCACUCCACCAGUUCAAGAAGCACGUAAAAGCAAUGGAGGAGUAAAGCCUGAUGGCAAGGAAGGCCUGAAAGAUAUUGACAGUGAUUCCCUUGCCAAAAAUAAUGGAAGAGAAUCUGGGUUUGUUGAAUUCAUAAGCCCAGAAGGGGAGGUUUUCAUUUGUGAUACUGAUUUAGAAAUGGGCUCAUGUCACCAUUAUGAUGCAUUGAUUGAGCUUGGCUGUUCUUGCAAAAAUGACCUUGCACUAGUGCACUAUGCUUGUGCACUCAAAUGGUUUAUUAAUCAUGGUUCCACUGUUUGUGAAAUCUGUGGACAGGUUGCUAAAAAUAUCAGGACUUCUGACUUAAAAAAAAUUGUGGUUUCAUUGAAGGAUUAUGAAGCAUUAAGGGAAAGGACUGCCAGUGGGGAUCCCAAUCCUUCACAGGUGCAUGCAAAUUCAGGUGUGGAUCCUGAUGCAAUUGCGGCUAUUCGAAGACAAAGACUGAGUGAAAUUUCAUUGUGGUUUUGUCCGCACAACAAUAACAGUAAUUAUCACAAUACUUCUGCUACACUAUCACAGGUUGCUUCUGAACAAACUUUGAGUACUGCUAGGGAAGAUGCUAUCCCUGUUGAAAACCCUGCGACCAAAUGGGCUGUUGAAGGUACUGGAAUUUUGCUUGCUACAGGUCUGCUUACUGUUACUCUGGCAUGGCUCAUUGCUCCUCGUGUUGGAAAGAAAACUGCAAAAAGUGGUCUUCACAUCCUCCUUGGGGGCAUUUGUGCUUUGACGGUUGUGGUUUUCUUCCGCUUCAUUGUGCUCACUAGAAUCAAGUAUGGACCUGCACGGUACUGGGCAAUCUUGUUCGUCUUCUGGUUUCUUGUGUUUGGGAUAUGGGCUUCACGAACGCAUGCAGCUCACACAACAUGAUGCAACUCUUGGUGCCUUGUUGAUGCACGUAAAUUCAGUAUAUUCUUUUUGUCCAUUAAAUAGUUCGAAUGGCUGUCAAAAAUAGUAAAAUUCUCUAGAACUUGAACAUGGUGCAAGUUUCAGUUUUGUUGAUGGUUUCUUCUGUAAACCACGCUGAGGUGCUGAACGUUGAUAUGCCAUCAUUUUUAGAAGUCCGGUUGUGGAUAAUUUGAUUUUUUUAAAAAUGAUUAUUUCUUUUCCAAGAAAAACUUUCCAAUCUUCCCUGUUGAAAUCAUCUGUUUAGUUCUUUGGUGGCAUGCAAGAACUUUGAAAUCCGAAGUUAGAGAAUGAGAGAAAGAAUUGACCCAAGAGCUUAUUGGCUGCUUGCUUGGGAAGGAGCUUAGAGGCAAGGUUACCGGAGCAUUUAUUAGUUAACUUGGAGUUGGAACUAGGUUCUUAGCUAUGACCAAACGUUAAGUAUACUUUCUUUAAACUGCUUUCAUAAAAAUAUUAUUGAAAUUGUGUUAGACUUCUAUACAUAAUGUCUCUGUUUGAUGACAAGGUCUUUAAACAUAUUAUUUAUAUAUUAUGUUACUUCUGUAAGUACUUUUUAAUUGAAGGGAAAGCAAAUGAUUUGCUAAA